Molecule: messenger RNA, 3136 nt
Organism: Pseudomassariella vexata
Lineage: Eukaryota; Fungi; Ascomycota; Sordariomycetes; Amphisphaeriales; Pseudomassariaceae
Exons: 5
Coding region: 148-2874 (908 amino acids)
Source: RefSeq, a predicted model, not a curated record
UUCUUUUUGGCCAGCUUUGGAGCGUGGCUUGAAGUAGUAGGCAUCCUUGUGUAGUCACUAGAAUUUUCUUGUUCGUCGUCUACUUAUGUUUACCAUAUCGGACUCAGCAAGUACUUCUACUAUGGUAAGAUUCGUCACGCAACUGUGAUGACGAAAGAGAAGCGAAAAGGGCAUCUUGCCCCCAUUGGCAAAACUGCCAGAACACGCCAUGACAAGUUUGCCAGAGCACAGAUGCAUGAUCCUCGCGUCUGGCGACAGUUGAACCCCAUGAAGGAACCUCCCAAAGUGAAGCACAAGUCGUACUUCGAAGCCGUCGAGAAUGAGGAUAAGAAAAAGAAGCUGGAAUAUCAGAUCACUUCCAACAGGAGCGAGGUUGGAUUCGAAUUCAUUCCCACCGGACAGCCCGAGUUGACACGCUUGUGCAAAGAGCUGUCGCGAGAGAAAGGCUGCAUGAUAUUUAUCGUCUCGGACUCAAAGGACACAACCACGCUCGAUCACCAUAUGCACCGCCAUGGAUAUCACUUCCGACAAUACAUUGUUGAGGAAGCUCGUGCGAUAUUGAAAAGAGACGGAUCACUGGAAGGCCAGGCGCAGCUGGAUUUGCCCGGCCAGCCCGGUGCGAUGUCAGGAGAUCAGUUAGAGAUCAACAGGCAAGCCGAUGCUGUACUGAGAGACCUCUUUCCCAGGAUCCCCAAUACCGAUCGUCAUGAGAUCAUCUUACAUGCUUUUCAAAUGAACAGCACAUUCAAUGGCGAAUGCAAAGUCGGCAUGGCCGUUGAACUGCCACUAGCCCGCCGAGUUCAACUCGCUGCUCUCGCACAUAUCAGGCAUACACACACCCGUUAUGACAAACUUCUGAGAGAGACUGACUGGGCGAAUGCUCGAAAAGCUGUAGAGAAGCCAUGCCUGGAUGUUAUCGUCAAGUGGCGAGGAGAUGAGGAAACAGGUCGUGACCAGCUGGAUGAAAUCCUUCGGGAGGUUAUAGAGAUCUCCGACAACGAGGAUGAUUCUGAUGAUGAAAGCUCUGGCGGGGAAGCUGCAGCGUCAGCCGCCCCUCAACACGGUUUGCCUUCUGGCAACGAAUCCAGUGAACAAAAGGCAUCACGGCAUACUCAACCGGCCGCUGCACUGGUGCCCAGACGCGAUGUGCCUACCGCGAGGCCCCAAAUAGGAACCCAGAAGAAGCUGUCCAAAAAGGAGAGAAAGGCUGCAAAGCGAGCGCGGCUACGAUUUAGGAGAUACGCUGCUGUUGCUGAAGAUUUCACAAGCGAGCCGAAUGCUCGAAGUCCGCAACUGGACCGCCCUAGUGUAAUCAAUGUCGCCUCUGCGAUGGACAGAACAGCCAGUCUGCAUUCGAACCAUUACUCUGGCCCGGAGUAUGGGGAACCAUCGGACAUGGCACAUCUGCGGCGCAUGGUUCCGGGGGCUGACUACCCUCGAAGUCCUUAUUCGAAUCCCACGCGGAUCGACCUUUCAGAGCAGAGGAGUAGGAAUCUGCCUCAACCUUCUACACGGUCAGAUUAUGCCGUUCGUGGCCAAUCACCCUUGCUUAUACGUCAGGGGGAUAGGAAUGAACCCAAAGUUGGGUACUCAUCAGACUAUCACCAUGCUCAAAGGCCCCUAUCACCGGUAAGACACGGUCAACAGGACAUGCUCGUACCAUCAAUAGAGCCCAGAUCACCCAACGGAGUAUACAAUCCCCAGUCCAGAUCUCUCGUGGGUACUCUCGCCCCCUCGCACGCCUUGAAUGCUCCCCGCAUUAUUUCUCGAACAAUCAUUCAUGAGCCACGUGGCUUAUUUGGACGUCCUCAAUCUCCAGGGUUCAUAGUCAUUGCUGAUGAGAACACCUGGGAUCGCCGUCGUGUUGUGGCUCAUCAGCCCGAGGAUUAUCGUGCAUAUUCAAAUGCUGAGUUCAUCCGUGUCGGGCAUGUGAGCAGAGAGGAAGACCAAAGAUUCUCGUCAUUCCCCUACCCCUCAGAGAGACCUGCAAGACGGCCUGUCGAGGCUUCUGGGGGCUGGGAGGCAACAACACAACAGCCCGUGUAUUACGUAUCGGACUCACCAUAUCGAAGUCGCGAGGAAGCCCAUCUUAGGACAAGGGCUCAUCCGAUUCUGAUGGAUGCGCCCAUUCGGGAUGAGGUUCCUCUUAGCACAAGGCUCAACCCGGGUUUCAUCGAUACUACUCGUCGGGGAGAGGCCGCUUUUAGGACGAGAACUAAUCCCGUGGUGGUUGACAGCCCCCGAUAUGGGGACGGGUUCAUCCAGACGCGCGGUGAACCUGCUUCCAUGAAUCGUGAAUCGAUAUCUGCUAUUAGGGUCGAGGCCGUUCGCGGUUCACCAGGCUAUGAAACUCACAGAUAUUCAGAUGGCCGCCGAGUUUUUCACUUGGAAGAGCCGGCUCAACGAGUUGGAAAUCCAUCUGAGUAUCAAGGCGAGCCGGCCAAUGGCAUGCGACAUCAUAUUCCUAUAAGCCUAGAGCAACGUACAGUUACACAACCGCCACAGCUGUCAUCCUUUGGACGUGCCACUUCUAGUUCGGGUUACAGAGACCGACAAUAUGACAAUGCUCAAUGUCCUCAAGGGUCUGGUCCCCAACCGGUGCACAUGUCCGGAAAUGUCAUGAUAGGACCAGCGGGAUCUCGCUAUGAUGUGCCUUAUGGAAACACACGAGAUGUCUACUCUCAGACAGGUUUCCUACCCCAACCAGCAAUGGGAUCAUACAACCAGGACGAAAAUCGAAAUGUUGCACGACACAUGCCACCGGGCCAGUUUGCACCGCGAGUGGGAUCGCAGCACUACUCGGUACCCCAGCCUCCCUUUACCCACGAAGCAUCGGAAAAUUCGAUGGCCUGUCAUCCGAUGCAGCCAUCGUAAGGGAAAUUUCAACCACGUCCAAAUCCGCCUUUGCGGGGGUAAUUGACGCCCAAGAUGCAGCAGAUUACACAACACCCCAGGGGAAGGAACAUGUUCAGCCCGCAUAUCUUCAGGUGGGGAUGACUGGAUAAGUGUGCAGACUCUUGGUAUGAGCGGUGAUGGUUUUUAGUAGAGGGAAAAUUAGGCGCAAGGGUGGAUGGAUAGUCGAAAUUUGGCGACGGAAAGGUUUCUUAAGAGAUACCCCUUCAAGUCGACCGUCCCG